CAAGGUUCAAGAGAGCAAUGAACGGCCUAACAGCUGAUGAUGAUCACCAUCACACCAAUCCAAAGUCGCAAUUGUAACGCACAUGCGUUCUCUGAGUGUGGCUGCCAUCAGAUCAUGUCAUCAAAUUCGUUGUGAGCCUCGUUAGCUCAUCUUCGAGGCUCAGAGGGAUUCUUUUUCUCCCAAGAAAGGGGAAUUCUCAUGGCGCCGAAAUAAGUUGUGAUCCACUAGCCACCAGUUCGGCUGAGUACCGUCCAAGUGCGGCGUGAGCAAGCCUUACCCGCCCACCGUCCUUCGAUCCUCGUUUCCAAAGCGCGUCUUUCCUCGCUCCAAUCCUCCUCGGGCUCGAUGUUGCGAGAGUCACAGUCACUUGGAUCUUGCAGCCUUCACGAGGAUCCCUCGGAUUGUGAGACAACAAGAAAGCGAGUAAGAAGGAUCGUAGCCACUUGCUACGUCAGUCUUGAGUUCUCAUCCCUGUGAGCUAUUCGGAAACAGCGGGUGGGUCCCUGGCGAUUUCAAGCAUUGAAUUCUGUUUUCCACGGAUGCCAAGUCAGUGAUCCAAACGAUGCUUCGUAAAACGCUGUCGAUCAACAGAGUGAAGUGACCAAGUGCCCUAUACGAAAGCCUUGCCAAUCUCAAAGCCAUUAAUUAAGUGAGUGGGUGCACACUUGUGGAUCAGGGCUAGCAGUCAUCGUCGGAAUCUGGAAUCUCCACCCAAUUUCGUGUACAAUGCCACAAUGUCCUCGCCAAAGAAAGCAGCCAUGGAACACUUUCCAUUACUAGACAUAUUCUUAAUGAUCGUGCUCCUAGCGAAACCCUUGAAGCUCCCUGACAGCAAAUAACCCUUUUUCUACUCCCACCAUGGGGUCGGGCCCUAGGCUCUCAUUCUUGUCCCAGACCUUUGCUCUCAUUGGCCUUGGUCUAGUGCUUGAGACUCACUCUGCUCAACGUUGCAUUGACCAACAACCCAGUGAGCCUAAAUAUUUCUAUUACGGAGAUCAAGCGGUGGAAAUCAAGAUUCUGACCUCGGAUCGAACCACUCACCUUUUGAUCUCGACGAUUCUGCAGAUUUUCACUCAAGAAGUACUCGGUUACAAUAACACCACUCUCAUUCAUCUCGAUGAUCAAACUCAGGGGUUUGACCCUGACGCCCAAUUUUCCUACAUUUCGUCUUGCACGGACUUCAAUGCACUCCUCUCUAUACUCAACAAUCAAUGUGAUCAAUCAGAUCGAGUAUCUGGGACUUCAAAUCAAUGUGGCUUUUGUUGGUGAUAAGCUCCUGGAGACGAUUCAGUACCUGGAGCUCUCGCCUGAGAUUCGAAAUGGUUCCCGGUCUUAUUUGGUGUUCCAUUACACCCCUUCUUUGGUGACAAGUCGGUUCAAUUUCACUUCCAUCAAGUUCGAGCCCUGCGAUCACGGCUGGGAGUCGCAAAUCUUCACUCCCAAUCUAACACUUACUUCGCCCAAUUGUUUGUACAACCUCAACCGAUUGGCCAAGGUGGUUUGGCAGCCUUUAAGAGAUGGCGCACAAGCUCUCUACCUGACGUUGAGUAAAAUGGAAUUUUCUUUGAAAGACUACCAAGACAUCCUGGAAAUAUUCAACGAGAAAGCCAAAACUUUUCUGGACCCCAAAGACCCGCAACUUUUGCGCCAAGUAGCUUGCGAGUGGCUCAAUGAGGAAACCAUGCUCAGAAACGGUAUUCGAUCCAAACAGUAUCAACAGUGGAGCGACAUUGGGACUUCCAAGCCUAAAUUGAUCAUCGGAGGGAUCUUUCCCAUCCGAGGGACCAAAUUUCGAGCUCCUGAGCUCCUUCCAGUGGCCUUGAAAGCUCAGAAGGACGUCAAUUCCAAUUCGACCAUCUUGGCCAAUUAUGACCUUCAGCUCAUCAUCUACGAUGGCCAGUGCACUGCCGAUGUGGUCAUGAAAAGGUUCAUCGACAUCAUCACACAUCAUGAGUUCAAAUCAAAGAUUGUGGGUAUCUUAGGUCCGGCUUGCUCAGAUACGAUCCAGCCUAUCGCGGGUGUCUCGAAACAUUUUCGGAGUGUGGUUAUUACCUACAGUGCUGAGGGCUCCAUCAAAGAUGCGGGAGAAAGUCAAUACCCAUAUUUCUUCAGAACCAUUGCGGAGAACAAACAGUACAAGUAUGUCUAUUUGGAGAUCUUCAAAAAGUUUCGUUGGUCCAAGGUGGCUAGUUUGACUUUAGAUGGUCACAAGUAUUCCGAGUAUAUCUCACAUCUCCAAGAUGUUCUACAAACCCACGGUAUCAACUUCAUUAUGAACCGCAAAUUCCCCAAAGAGUCUCCAGAUAUGAGCAUGUAUCUCAAGGAUCUGAAAGAGCGAGGUGCUCGUAUCAUCAUUGGCGAGUUCUUCGAGCGCGCUGCGCGAGUCAUCAUGUGCGAGGCCUUCAAACAAGGCAUGACCCAAAGGCAAGGUUAUGUGUGGUUCCUCCCAGGAUGGUACCACAAUGAUUGGUUCGAUGUCGAUGUUCUGCGGGAGGAAGGCUAUGAUGACGAGUUCAUGCCCAAUUGCACGACCGCGCAAAUGAUCGAGGCCAUCUCGGGUCAUUUGACCUUGAUACACGCCACUUAUGCUAAUGAUGAAGAGCUGAUGCAGAAUGGCACUACUGUGGGUCAAUGGAAAAACACCAUGAAUCAAGAGCUUCGCAGAAGUAGAGUCACGGCCAAUCAAAUGAAUAAAUAUAGUGGCUACGUAUAUGAUGCCGUUUGGCUCUACGCUCUGGCCUUGGACCGACUGAUCAAGCAGAACAAGUCGUACAUUCAAGACAUCCAUUCCGACCGGAGCAUCAAUGAAUUUGUGGACAUCAUUGGCGACACCGACUUUGUGGGGGUCACGGGCCGAAUCAAUUUUCCCAAUGGUCAUUCCCGGCUAUCAAACAUUAAGAUCAUUCAAUGGUACGGAAACAUUAGCUACGAAGUGGGCAUUUACGAGCCUGAUUAUGCCAGCAUCUCCGGCAAUGGUGGUAAAUUGCUCGUAUGGAACGACUCCUUGAUCCAAUGGCAAACAUCGGACGGCUCUUUACCCAAUGACCAUUCGAAGGAUUGUAGCAUUUUGUCCAAUUUCGCCACAGCUUUAAAUGUGGAAUGUGAAGAGGCCAUUAUAUUGGCCUUUAUCAUGGGGUUUGGCGUCCUUUUGGCUAUUUUGGUGCUGACCUUCUUUUUCUUCAAACGGAGGUAUGAGCGGAAGAUGCGCCACACGGAGGAACGCAUGCGCGCCCUCGGGCUGCUGACCCCGACCUCACUUCUGACCUUGGAUGAGUGGGAGAUUCCUCGAGAUCGAGUGGUCAUCAAUCGGAAGUUAGGCGAAGGGGCAUUUGGAACCGUGUUUGGCGGUGAAGCUUUCUUUGACGAAAAGGGUUGGUCCUCCCUAGAGCGAUUGUGGUCGGUUCCAUCAUUUAAGGACAUCGCCAUGAGAACAGACUUGCUUGACUCCAACUUCAUGCACAAGGACGGCGUAUUGAGAGUGGCAGUGGCCGUAAAAACUUUAAAAACUGGCUCAUCAGUUGAGGAAAAGAUCGACUUUCUAAGCGAAGCAGACAUGAUGAAGCGAUUCGAUCACAAGAACAUUGUCAAACUCUUGGGCGUGUGCACCCGCAAUGAGCCCGUGUAUACCGUGAUGGAGUUCAUGUUGUAUGGAGACCUCAAAACCUAUCUUUUGGCUCGCCGACACCUUGUAAAUGAACGCAAUCGCGAGGAAAUGGAUGAGGUGUCCAAUCGAAAACUCACGUCCAUGGCGCUUGACGUGUCCAGAGGCCUGUCUUACUUGGCCGAGCUCAAAUACGUCCAUCGUGAUGUGGCUUGUCGGAAUUGCUUGGUCAACUCGUCCCGUGUGGUCAAGCUGGCUGACUUUGGCAUGGCCCGCCCGAUGUAUGAAAAUGAUUAUUACCGUUUCAACAAAAAAGGCAUGCUACCAGUGCGCUGGAUGGCUCCCGAGAGCCUCGCCGACGGCCUGUUCACGCCAAUGUCAGAUGUUUGGUCUUACGGCGUCUUGCUCUACGAGAUGAUCACAUUUGGCAGCUUUCCCUUCCAAGGACUCAGCAACAACCAGGUCUUGGAACAUGUGAAGGCUGGAAACACUCUCACCAUUCCGGCUGGCAUCAAGUCCCAAUUGGAGACUCUCCUUCGAUCUUGCUGGCAAAAAACUCCCACCAAAAGGCCCACGGCGGCUGAAAUCGCCGAGCUCCUGUCGAACAAUCCCCGUUUGAUUUCUCCCUGUAUUGACGUCCCCUUGGCGUCGGUUCAAGUCGAGCGCACCGACUCUUUGGAACUCAUUCCCUCCAUGGUUCGAAAACCGUCCGGCACCACGUCCAGCAGAACCACCACUGGCGGUUUAACUACCUCGAAGAAAAGUAGUUCUAACAUGAGAGAGAACAAUAGUAUGAAGGAACUUUCUAUGGAUGGGCCCUACUCGCCCAUGAAUGGCAUUGUUAAUGGGUCGCCUCAGCAAAACCCAUUCCGCUUUGAGUUACGGGAGCCCUUCCUCAGUGGCGAGAACUCUAAAGAUGGUGAUACAGACUCGGGACUCAUGUUGCUGGGUACAAGGAGUCCACAACUUUUAGCUACUUGUUCCUCGUCGAGCUUUGUUCCGCCCGGCUAUAUCAUGUUGGAUCAUCGGGGUGGAGAUCACGCUCAUUACGUAACCAGCAGUAUCUCAUCCUCUACCUGAUGGGUACCUGAUAGGUACCUGAUGGGUACAUCAAAACAAUUAGGCCAAGCUAUCCAAAAGGAAACAAGUAAUGCUUUCACAUUGGGCCACCUGGCACGAACUAUUGUACAUUCAGCUCGUGCCAAACUUUACCACACAAAUAUUCUUACAGACUAGAAACUACAUACACAUAUGAAGUGGAGAAUUUAUUUAUUGACAAAAACGACCUAUUUUUCCGACUCGAAUGUGAUACUUUCUCAAAACCAAUUUAUAACAUAAAGAUUUGUUAUGUGUCGAGGAGUUUCCAUGGCUCUGAAUGCUCUUUUUUCGAUAAAACAAUGUGAAGGGUGAUGCCGUGUUGCAUGUAUUGUGGGAUUUCAAGAAGUGAUUUGUGUUUCGAACCGGAAGAUCAGCUUUUUAGCUUCGAGGACCUCGGUCAGGGCUCCUGUCACGAGUGAAAGAGGGUAUACAAGCAAAAUCAAAACCGCCUAAAUGAGUGCCAAAACGGGACCAUGCCUCUCUAGGUCUCGGAACCAGGGCUGCUUUAAAACUCGUUCCUGAUCUUGGGUCUUCAUGUCUGUACCCUUCUUCGUUUGAAUUGGGAACCCUACCAGAGGUUCUUCAAGCUUAAUAGCUGAUUUUCGGGCUCGAAAUCCAUCACACCAAUUUCAAGCGAGAAUGACAGGGUUCGAUACCAGUCCUAGCCCUGGGACUAAAUAAGCCCUCUCAAGAGGCGGUAGACCUGUAAAUUUGCAAGGUCUUAUGAAAAAGGCUACAAAUCAAUUUCAAACUUGACAUCCGAUGACAAAUUGGAGCAAACGUGCGUGCUACAAGGAACCGACCUGUUGGCGGUCUUUGACUUUCGCAAGCAAAAUUUUUGUCUGCCUGUAGGAACGAUAUGUACCAAUGCACCAACCCCUGUGAAAAUCAAUCUGCAAUGCCCAACCAAUGCAACCAGUCUCAAGCUAAAAAAUGAUCAGAUUAGUCACGAUCAAUUGAGUCGAAUUUAUUACAUAAACAUAUUUUAGUGACUCAGAUCUUAUGACCAAUUUUCUUCAAAUUCUUCUCCUCUUUCAAAUGCGGUUAUUGUAUCCUGGUCCAUUUUCAGUUCUUUAUGCGCAGAAUAGAAACAUCAACAAUGGAAACACAUGUACUUGCUGUACCUGCUACUUUGUUUGUGGUAAUAUAUAAAUCUUAUACUGUUCAUUUUGCCCGAAUAAAGCUUUUUGUAAGUCA
Tigriopus californicus is the source of this 5896-nucleotide messenger RNA. RefSeq lists its product as uncharacterized. Gene Ontology annotation, molecular function: ATP binding; transmembrane receptor protein tyrosine kinase activity. The record is from RefSeq and is a predicted model, not a curated record. Gene Ontology annotation, biological process: multicellular organism development; protein phosphorylation; cell surface receptor protein tyrosine kinase signaling pathway. Gene Ontology annotation, cellular component: signaling receptor complex. Lineage: Eukaryota; Metazoa; Arthropoda; Copepoda; Harpacticoida; Harpacticidae.